AUGAUCGAACCGAUUACAUCACACGACACAUCGUCCGCGACGCCUGAACUGAGCGGCGGCGCUGGACGGAGUGAGGUGGGGCGGGGACGGGGGAGCGGGGGAGGGGGGGGGGGAGCGGCCCGUGCGUGCGCGCGCGCCGGGCACGCGCCCCACCGCCGCCGCGCCGCGCUACUUAGUGUCGGGGGUGCGCGCCACCGCCGCCAAUCCACCGGCGACCUCCGCAGCACGCACACGUGCCCCACC
Iphiclides podalirius (scarce swallowtail) is the source of this 243-nucleotide messenger RNA. Lineage: Eukaryota; Metazoa; Arthropoda; Insecta; Lepidoptera; Papilionidae. The record is from the annotation of a GenBank genome assembly.